AUGGGUAAUGACAAUUGUUGUUUUUCAAGGGGAAAAUAAAAAAAGGAAACCUAAAUAAUAGAAACUUAAAAUUGUGUUCUUAUUAUAGGAUAACCAGGUUCAGGGAAAUCAAAACUACAUCAGAAACUAUUAAAAAUGAAUCAAAAUAAAUUUUGCUUCGUUGAUUGUCUUGCAAUAGACUUAGAAGAAUCAAUAGAUAAAAGAGAAGCAUUUAUCAACUAUUUUCAAAAUGAAUAUAGUUAAAUAACAAAAAGAAAAUAAAAAUAAAUAAUCUCCCUAAUUGUGACUGUUAAAUUUGAAAGAACAGAUAUUAUGAAACGAAACUUAUUGUCUGUGAUUAAAUAUUUUUAACUCUUUAUAGAUUUAAUCAUUAUUGCAGUUACCCAUUUUGAUUUAAGUGAUAAUUAACAAUAAGAUGAAGAUCAUUUAAGAAAUUCACUAAAAUUCUUAUUGAAAAAUGAUCAAAGUCGAAUUGUUUUUAGUGGAAAUUCAGAUAUAUAUGAUAAUCAAAUUAAUCAAACUCUAUCCACAAUCAUACAAAAAAUAGAGGAUGGUAAUAAAAAUAAAUUAGCAUUCACAUUAUAGAAUACAAUAUUUGAAAAAUUAGAUGAAACCACAUAAUUAAAUUAACUUGAGGAUUUUAGUUAGUACCCAAAACAAUAGUUAUAAAGUAAAAAAUUUUGA
Messenger RNA from Paramecium sonneborni, 684 nucleotides. The record is from the annotation of a GenBank genome assembly. NCBI's taxonomy places the organism in Eukaryota, Ciliophora, Oligohymenophorea, Peniculida, Parameciidae.